Molecule: messenger RNA, 1068 nt
Organism: Pseudogymnoascus destructans
Lineage: Eukaryota; Fungi; Ascomycota; Leotiomycetes; Thelebolales; Thelebolaceae
Exons: 1
Coding region: 238-672 (144 amino acids)
Biological process (GO): regulation of DNA-templated transcription; DNA alkylation repair
Cellular component (GO): nucleus
Source: RefSeq, a predicted model, not a curated record
CACGACACUCCGCACUCUCCCCCCAGCCUGCCCACACACCUCCACCCCGCCCUCCGCCCACCCACAACCCUCCACUUCACCCUCUGCGUCCUCGACCUCCGCGACCCCAUCCGCCUCUCCACCGCCCUCUCCAUCCUACGAACCCUCGACAUCCCCCUCCUCUGGGCCAUCGCACAGGGCCCUCCCGCCGCUGGGGGACAACUCCAGAAAGACGUGCGCGUCACGCUGAAGGGGUUGAUGGCGACGAGGGACCCAGGGAGCACGAGCGUGAUUUAUGCGCCGCCGGUGGAUGAGACGAGAGCACUCCAGCGAUUCGGGGAGUUAGUCCGCUCGCAUUUUGCGUGUUUGAUCGGGCCGCCUCCUACGCCUCCUCCUACGCCCCCAGGAGCAACAGGGCCAGCACGGCAAGAGACUGUUAUGCCGCCGCUGCCGAGGCCGUUGCCGAGGCUGUUGCUGCAUGCGACGGUGUUUAAUACGGUAUAUGUACCUGGGAGGAGUAGGAGGGAUAGGCAGCGGGUGGAGAUUGAUGCGAGGGCGCUGAUUGAGGCGUUUGGGGAGAUGGUGUGGAUGGAGAAUAUUAGGGUGGAGGAGCUGGUGUUGUGUAGAAUGGGGGCGAAGGAGGUGGAGGGAGUGGAGAGGUAUGUGGCGGAAGGGACGGUGGGGAUGCCUUAGUUGGAUUGUAAGGUGGGCGGUGCAAAAUCUCCUUCUUCGUACAGCCCGAAUUCUACUUUCUACCUGUUGACCUCCCUGGCAACUCUGAGAGGGAGACAAUGCUUAAAUCUUAGAGAUCGCGGUGCACGAGACGUUCGCAAAGGAUGCGCUUAAAGACAUCCAGAAGCUCGCGGGGGCAGUGAAUGCAGAUGACGGCAGAGCGACGGAGAGUUCAAGCGGUUGUGCAAACGCGGAGUCAGUGUCCACCUACGAGCGAAGCGAGUAGGUGGCGAAAGCGAGUUGGGUAUGCGAAAGCGAGUUUGGGUAUGCAUCAAUAUGAUAUACAUAUCUAUGAAUCAACGAGGUAAUAGCGUAGUAUUGAUAGAUAACUACCUGAACAAUACAAAAUUAACAGAG